AAUUAACCUAACCAUUUCAAUAUCAACUCAAUUAAUAAUAAGUUAAAUACAAAAGCAAAAAUAAAAAAUAGAUUCUUCAAAGAAGCUACACGCCUACACGCACACUGCUUUAUUUUAUUUUCUCUCUCACCCUUUAAACUCUUGCAGACAAAAGAAUCACUGCAUCAUUAAAAAGCCACUCUUUAAAAAAAAAAAUUAAAAUAAAAGUCGUGUUUUGUUCUUCUGUAACACCUUUUUUUUUUUUUCUUUUAUUUUAUAAAUAAUUUUCAGUAAUUUCCUCCGCCAUUAAAGAAGAGCUUAAUAAGAAGACCUUUCUCUGUUCAUCGAUCAAAUCAAAUCAAUGGACGUCACCUCUCUUUAAUUUUCAUAGAAAAUUGAAGGAGUUGUUGCUGUUCAUCUUUACUGGAAAUCAAAUUUUGUAGUAUCGAGAAAGUGUGAAAUUUUGUUGUUGCGAUCAUGGCGGUGGCGGAAAACAGUGUCGCAUCGGGUGGAAACCAUUGCGAAACGACUGAUCUCGACCGAUCAAACGGCAAUCACAUCAACAACAACGAGAAGAGUGAGAAAUGCAGUUUGAAGUCGCAGUCUUUGCCCAAAAACGACGUCGUUGUUGUUGGUGAAGCGAAAGAGGAUGAUUGUAACAGUAACAAUAAUAAUAAUAAUCUGGAAAAUAAUCAUUCUGGCUUGACAAAUUCUGGAAGUAGCGAGAAUAGCGGUGUUACUGAUGAUGAUGAUUUUGAUGAUGAUCAUCAAAGCAACAUCAAAUUUGAUGAUAAUAAUAAUAAAAAUGAAAAUGGAAAGAAUUUUGAUGCGAAAAAUGAAGAAGGGUUUAAGAAGGAAAUUAGGGAUUUACAGGAGAUGUUAUCGAAGCUAAACCCUAUGGCUAAGGAAUUUGUGCCUGUAAAUUAUGUGAAUAAUAAUAAUAAUAAUAUGUUUAGUAAUAACAAUGGCAAUUUUGGUUAUGUUAAUAAUUUUCUAAUUGCGCCGCCGAGUCCGGUUGCCGGCAAUGUCAAUGGAUUCUCUGGUAGAAGGAGGAGAAAUGGGUAUGGUCAAGGGAAAAGGAGGAUGAAUACCCGUACUAGUAUGGCUCAAAGGGAAGAUGUAAUCCGGCGAACCGUGUAUGUUUCGGACAUUGAUCAGCAGGUCACUGAAGAGCAACUUGCAGCGCUUUUUAUCAAUUGUGGACCGGUUGUUGAUUGUCGUAUUUGUGGUGAUCCGAAUUCUGUACUUCGCUUUGCUUUCGUGGAAUUUAUGGAUGAAGAGGGUGCUAAUGCUGCUUUAAGCCUGUCGGGUACAGUGCUUGGGUUCUAUCCUGUCAGGAUGCUGCCUUCUAAGACUGCCAUUGCUCCUGUUAAUCCUACUUUCUUGCCCAAGUCUGAAGGUGAGAGAGAAAUGUGUGCACGAACUGUUUAUUGUACCAACAUUGAUAAGAAGGUUACACAAUCUGAAGUCAAACUGUUCUUUGAAUCAUUUUGUGGAGAGGUACAACGCCUGAGGCUGCUUGGAGACUAUCAUCACUCAACUCGCAUUGCUUUUGUGGAGUUUGCUAUGGCUGAAAGUGCAAUUUCGGCUCUCAACUGCAGUGGUGCAGUGCUGGGAUCACUGCCUAUCAGGGUGAGCCCGUCAAAGACUCCUGUUCGCCCUCGUCCUCCUCGCUCUCCAUUGCACUGA
Molecule: messenger RNA, 1668 nt
Organism: Chenopodium quinoa (quinoa)
Lineage: Eukaryota; Viridiplantae; Streptophyta; Magnoliopsida; Caryophyllales; Amaranthaceae
Product: polyadenylate-binding protein-interacting protein 11-like
Exons: 11
Coding region: 457-1668 (403 amino acids)
Molecular function (GO): RNA binding
Source: RefSeq, a predicted model, not a curated record